GGAAGAGCAAAGAGAGAUAUGAUUUUGGCUAGUAAAUUUUUUGAUCGCGCACUGUGGAAAGGUUCGCGUUUUCUAUUCCCAAAAGCAUUGGACGUCUAUGGUUCCUCCUCCCGUGCUACCAUCAAUCCAAUUUGUUCAUAAUAAUCACAAUCCAAAAUAGCUCACACAAUCCUCCAAAGAUAAAUCCUCCAAGAUGAAAAUUGUUGCCUCCAUCCUCAGCCUCUUGGUUGUGUCCUCUUCUGCCGAUGAUUGCUUGAAUGUGGAAGUAAAUUUUGCGUUUGGUGGAGCGAUGACGGGCACCACGAACCGUGCUUUGGAGUGCUUGGGAGGGCUUAUUGCUGAUUGCAAUGUGCUUGAUCAAUACAAGCAAAACUUGGACAGUGUCGGGUUGAUCCUUCCUGGUGUCUCGCAACAAGUGGAUUUUGCAAGUCAAUCUCUGACUGACGUACAAUCGAACAAAAAGAAAGACAUGUUCACGCUUCUUGCUGGGGGAAACGACUUCUUUGGACCCUACCCCAUCUGGGAUCCAGCAGUCGAUCCUCCAGCCUAUGGCGAGGAUUUUCCAGACGGUUUUCCUCCUGAAUUCGUCCCCUUUACCGCAAAGUGGAGUGUGGAAAACCUUGAAUAUGCAAUGGAAAGGAUUGUUGAGUUGGGAGGCAAACUCAUUUUGAUGGGCAGCACUCUGGAACCAUGCAGUACGCUUAUUUGUGACGUGCUUCAACCCCCUGAGUUUCAGAUUCCUGUCAAACUUUACUCUCCAGUGUGGUCGGGACAGUUUGACGCCGGAAUCCAGGAGGUUGUUGCCAAGGCGAACGAUAAGUACGAAGAUGUGACUGUCAUCUUUGUUGAUGUAGUGUCCACGGUCGAUGCUCUCUUGGCGUCAGGUGAUUUUAUCACUGACAUCAGUUGCCAACAAGACGGGGGAUUCUCUGGUCCCGACGAGCGUGGCAACUACGCAUGUCCGGGCUACGCAUGGUUGGACCUCACUCACCCAACAUCGGAGUUUUGGGAAGCCGUUGUCGAUGCUGCCUUCAUUCCUGCUCUUGAGGCUGAAUUGUCCGACAAGGAGAUCAAGGACAUUCGUCGCAUCAUCAGUUUUGGAGACUCCUAUGCUGACUUUGGAUCGUUCGAGGACACCCUUGAUCGUGCCGAUUCAUUUGAGCUCUCGGGCCGGUUCCCUCCUUCCAACCGACGAUCUGCUAUGAAUGCAGCAACCUAUGUUGAAAUUCUCGAGGAGAAAUUGUCUGUGAGCUAUCCCUCUGUUGCUUAUAUUCAGGAAUCAGGACGGGACCCAAUCUGCAUGAAAGAACAGGAGUAGGAACGACAAUGUUACGGGCAGAUACCGGUAGCUUCUCUUCCUCUCGCAAUAUUAUUUGAAUGUCACACAUUGUCUUGACUGGUGGUCUCGAGGAACUGUGAUUUGUGUUGGACGUUCCCGUUUUAGUUUUAGUUUUAGUUCCAUUCAUGGCGAAGAGCUAGCAUAGCGCACAUUAAUUAAUCAUAUUCAUAAGGACUUGCAACAUCUUGUUGUUGACCGACUGUGG
Molecule: messenger RNA, 1544 nt
Organism: Seminavis robusta
Lineage: Eukaryota; Bacillariophyta; Bacillariophyceae; Naviculales; Naviculaceae
Source: the annotation of a GenBank genome assembly